Molecule: messenger RNA, 2943 nt
Organism: Colletotrichum karsti
Lineage: Eukaryota; Fungi; Ascomycota; Sordariomycetes; Glomerellales; Glomerellaceae
Product: gastric mucin-like protein
Exons: 2
Coding region: 1-2943 (980 amino acids)
Source: RefSeq, a predicted model, not a curated record
AUGCCCGAGUCUGCCGAAUAUCACGGUGGUCUCGUGGCCUUCGAGGGUCCUACCGACCUCGUAUCAACGCAGCUGCGCCUGCUGCCCACAUCAUCGCAAAUCGCCAUCCUGCCAAGCGUCAAGGAAUUCCUCGAGCCCGAGGACCCUGAUCAGCCCUUCGAAUCUCGCAGGUUCGUCAAGAGAGUCCACGAUGCCGUCGUCAAGAGAAGGGAGGCUGCGAUGGUCUUCCUCAAGGAGUCCUCUCCUAAGCGCAAAAGACUGGUCUUUAUGAACGGAGGCACGCCGAGUGCUCAGACAGUCUGUAUCAGGGCCAUCUCUCGGAACGAGACCAACGGCGACAUCUCCAAGGCCGAAGCAAUCUUUAACGAAAUUGUCAAGGGGGGUGUCGCAGGAUUAGAUGCACAUCCUGCCGCCUCUAGGGGCUCUUUUCUAGACACCACGGAGGAUAUCGCCGAAGAUCCAAUUACACGAGCCAUGCGAGCCGCCGAUGCUCUGGAUCGAGAGACCGAAAGCCUCCAACCAUGCAGCGACAUUGACCUCACCGUUGGUCGUCCGAGGAGCAUGAGCCUCCCCAUGUACAGCUACGCUGAUAGGUUCGGUGAUACGGCGCCAUUCUACGUCUUCGGCGAACAGCCCCACGAAGAAAGCACCAGCGAGGAAGACUUGCCGACAGAGACACUUCAGACGCGCAGAUCAGCACCAAGGUUGGCUAUCACGAACUUUGACGAACUCGAGAAGUUCGCGGCUCUUGACUUCAACUUUGACAACAACAACAACAACCAUAAAUCAGUGGUCCCGGCCCCGGCUGCGGCUCCGCCACGUUCCCCGAGCUGCAUCGGUGAGGCAUACGAGCCGGCGGACGCGUUUCCUCCAUCAACCAACCCUCCUGGUUUGCUCGAUGUGACGUCCCCGCGCUCUGAUGUGUUCAGCAUACGCUCAACGGAGCCUAUCAUCAUCGAGCAAGCUUCAAUAGUCCGGAUGAAGUCAACCUCGUCUGCGAAGUCUCUCCCGCGAUCACAUUCCGCGGACCGGCUUCGUCUUCACCGGAGCAACUCGAGGUACCGAGACACUUUGAUGCGACUGAAGUCAAAAGACAGCACUCUCGCCAAGAAGAAAGGCAGCGACCGUCGACGAUCGUCAGUCAUCGAGCUCAUUGAAGAUGCAGAACGGCGCGAGAACAAUUCGAAGCUGCUGGGAGCGCCUCGCACAGUCUACGUCAGGCCAGCUCGGUUGAACAAGACUUUGCCGCCACCGCCACCGAGUCCUAAGGAAGCUGACGAGUCUCUGACUGGGAAAUCAAGCUAUGUGGACAGGGGCACUGAUGCGGAAGAGGUUGUAAUGACGUGCUCAUCGUUCCAGCCAGUGCUGCCGUUUUCAGAAGAUCUUGUGAUUCAUUUCAAAGAUGACAGCCCUGAUCCGAUACUGGAUUAUAUGAUUCGAGCUUUCAAAGAGGGUUUGUACCCGGUCGCCUUGCCUUCGUCCAGCACAUCGGUUACGGACGGAGAUGCUUCAGCCCCGCAAACCCCAACAUGGCAAACAGAAGAGUGUCAAGUUACUCAAUUCACACCUGCGAGAACCGUUCAGCUCGAUGAAUACGAUCCUUUCUCCUACCAAGGUCCGGGAUACGCCUCGAAACAGCUUCACUCUGUUUCUACAACCGUGACGGUCUCGACUUUGCCAACUCCUGCGCAUACGCCUCCGCCGACAGUUUCGGAGAUCGAGGAUAAGUUCCACGACUUCAAUACCGUCCAUUGCCAGACUGCGGUCGCGAUGCAGAACUCACUGCGAUCCGUUCUUAACAUCUAUUUUCCUCCCAAGGCAAGAGGCUUUUCACAAUUCAACUUCCCUCUGCUUCCUGAAAUGGACGGUCUUUGGAAACCGAUUUUCCGAGACGCAGAGCCAGGCGGUAGCCCAAGAAAGAACAACCACCGAAUUGACCAGAUUCUGGCCAUAGGUUCACAAAAGGGGGUCAAGAAAACGUUUGUGUCGUCAAUUACCUGUCAACUCGAGAAACUCGGCACGAAGUCCAGCGGUAUCUCCCGCACCGGAAAGCUAGACUUCAGGUAUCUCAUUGCAAACGCAAUGCAGUCGUUCACUGCGCAGCCUCUGGCAAAUCAGACCCACGACAACCCUUUCACAAACUCUUAUCUCCUGGCAACCCUCAUCAUCCCUCAUCUCGAGACUUACUUUGCGACGCAUUCCGAGGUCCGCUUCCUUCUCCUCGACUACCCUCCGGACCACCUAGCCACUAUUCUUGCGUUGCAGAAGCUCGUCGGCGUUGACCUGAUGAAAGUCGCGCAAGUCAUCGACGCUGAUGCCAAGGAGCCACUCCCCUUCACGCAUGUGCGUGGCGGCUCCGUCGGACGCAUCUCCCACCAAGGUGACUUGGCUUCCAGUUCAGGGUCUCUUCAAUCGAAGGAGUCGACAACGGCAGUCUCGUCGUCGUCGCGGGACGGAAAGACUGUUCCGAAGGCCAACUUUCUCUUGACGUCAAAGGCGACGGAAGUUGAGAUUGCCACCUUCAUGUCCACCAUCUGGAAGACUCUCAUCCACGUCUCCAAGUUUUAUCUCCCAGAGGACGACAGCCAUAGAUCCGACAAUUUCUCUCCCUUCUCCCACUCCAACUACCAUCCCGUCAGUCCUCCGAUGUCUCCGCCAUCCUCUAGCACACGCAAAACUGUCGGCAAGAAACCGGGCUCUAUCUUGACGUCAGGUAGACCAUCGUCCAUCGCGGACACGGUCAAGACCCGGCGAGGCAAACCGCGCAGGACCGAGAAAAAAGCCUUGGGCGACGGCGCAUCCGUCUUCACCGUCGACGUGGACUACGAAAGCGAUGUAGACCUCGAGGAAAGACGUUUGAUGCCCAUGUUUCUGAAGAAAACCCCACAAGCUCGUAACAAGGGAAACAGCCGCAAGGCACUCAAGUUUCUCGGUCUGGCUUAA